This is a messenger RNA of Solenopsis invicta (red fire ant), 2983 nucleotides long. Its product is annotated as G-protein coupled receptor Mth2. The record is from RefSeq and is a predicted model, not a curated record. Lineage: Eukaryota; Metazoa; Arthropoda; Insecta; Hymenoptera; Formicidae. Gene Ontology annotation, cellular component: membrane. Bases 788 to 2590 code for a protein of 600 amino acids. The transcript has 6 exons. Gene Ontology annotation, molecular function: G protein-coupled receptor activity. Gene Ontology annotation, biological process: cell surface receptor signaling pathway; G protein-coupled receptor signaling pathway.
AAUUUUAAGUAUUUAACCAAAACACGCAUUUGUACAUGUAUAAAUUAGCAUAAUAACCACAGUAAUAAUGGAAGAAUGUUUUUCCUAUAAAUGUUGCUUAUUCACCAAACCGGUUCAAAUACAAAUUAAAUAAGCAAAUAAUUACAUUGCAUAAAAUUCAUGAUACAUGACGGCGAGUAAAAUUUUCGAAUAAUCUCUAUAAAUAAUGUCAUAUUAUAAUGACAUUAGAAAUGUUUAACUAACGAGUUUUAAGAAAACUUAUAUCCCGGAACUCAAGUCUAAUCGAUUAUACAUUAACUGCGAUUCAUAAUUCAACAUUUAUAUAAUACGCAAGAUAUAAGCGUAAGAAAUAACAUUAACAAAUAACAAUCACAUUUGAUCUCUAUUGUGUAUGUAAUCAAUGUGCUGCUUGCAGCUUAGAAAUUGGCUAUGUAAUCGUAGUUUGAAAAUAUCUGCUUUUAUAAAAUUCUGUAUCUCUACACGAACAACUUCAACAUCAAGAAAUCGAUCCCCGGAAAAUCCUACAUGUUGCUAUGCUAGACAUAUAUAUUAUGCCUACAUUAUCUUCUUCAUUGGGAACUGCGUAGAAGACAUGCAGUUGUCUGUGAUCAUUGUGACCUAUGUCUACAACUCUGUGUUAAAGAAGUGCGUUAAAGUAUAAAAACUUUGCAGAAUGAUACUACGCCCAUUUCCAUAAUUCGUAAUUUACGCUAAACAUUUGCUUACAAGGACAAAUAAAGGAAAGUCAAGUUAGUUUUGUUCGUCUCGACGCAUCAAUAAUUUAACGAUGUAUAUACCAAGUAAGAUACUGUGGUGUUUCGUACUUCUACUUGUUGCUUCGUACUUGGUGUCUCACGAAAAUUCAACGAAAAUUCUCACCAAUUGCAAUAUAAAGCAGAGCCAUAAUUCGACGGUCCAACGACUGAUUGAACUUGUUAUAGACAACUAUAAGCUGAAAAAUCCUAAUGACGAAAUCAAUUCUACAUUGCUUAAUUUACCUGAAAAUUUUAUCAAUAACGAAAUACUAUAUGAGCCAUGUAUUAAUUCUACAAAGAACGAGACAAAGAAUGAAAAUUCGGAACCAUAUAAAUCUCGCAGACAUAUCAUGAAAGAUUAUGAAGAAAGGAAUCAAAGUUCUGUAAUAAAUCUCCCACCGAAUUUAAAAGAAUACGACUUCGUUGCAAAGAUUGAUGGUGGUUGCCUAAAAUUAUGUUGUCCUGAAAAAAAGUAUAUGUCGAUAAGCGGUCAGUGCAUUGAUAACGAUACUACUGUCAAUUACAAUAAUUUAAAUGAGGUUAAAAUGUUACUUCUUGAAUAUUAUCGUUACUAUUAUGGCAUAGAUUGUACGACGACUGUUGAUCCAUGCUUUAAAGAAGGAUUUGGCCGCCUUCGCAAUGUUCCUAUCAUCCAUGGACGUUUGCACAAAUCUUUCCACAAAUCUCUUUUACUAUCAGACUUCUGCUUGGCCAUAAUGUCUUCGGAUGUGUUUGGCGAUAACAGUAUUUAUAUGAUUGUUUGCACUGAUGAUGGUGACACUAAAUAUCCGGUAUAUCUAUCUGUGUGUCUCCUAGUGUCUUUGCCGUUCCUGCUGUUGACGUUCAUAGUAUAUACUGUAUUGCCACAAUUUCAGAACAUACAUGGCUAUACAUUACGUGCACACGUUGCCUCACUAUUUGUCACAUAUGUAUCUAUGUUUUGUGGUACAAGGAUUUCUAGAUUACAAGAAGACAAUAUGUAUUGCAUUAUAACAGCUUAUGUUUACCAUUUCUUUUUUUUAUCGAGUUUCUUCUGGAUAAAUGUAAUAUGCUUCGACAUUUGGUGGACAUUUAGAAAAAUCCGUUCAUGUCGAACAAAUAUAACACAUGCGAAAAACAAGUUUGUAAUAUAUUCGAUCUAUGCGUGGGGUGUCCCUUUGAUCUUUACCGCUUUUUGUGCCAUUGUGGAUCAUGGAUAUAUUGAGAUUGCAGAAUAUUGGAAACCUAAAAUAUGCGUAAACAAAUUUUGGUUCAGUACUACUCAGGCAAAAACGAUAUAUUUUUACGUACCCAUGGUUACUACUAUCAUCAGCAAUAGUUUCUUCUUUAUCUCUACAACUGUAUCAAUUAUUCAUCAGAAUAUGCGUACAUCCGUUCACUUGAGAAAUUUAGAUAAGAAGAGCUACAAUAAAAAUAAGCACAGGUUAAAAUUGUUCCUAAAGCUGUCCGUGAUGAUGAUUUAUGGUGGAAUAAUUUGGAUUAUAGAGGUGAUAGCAUGGACGAACACCGGUUUUUUACCGUCAUUCGUUUGGUAUCCUACAGAUAUAUUAAAUAGUUUUCAAGGUGUCAUUAUUUUUGUCGUAUUUGUAUGUAAAAAGAAGAUAAAGCAAUUGCUACUAAAACAAUUCGGCGGGCAGACAUGCGGUCCAUUUUGUAUAAUUCGAACGUACAAUGAUAGCACAAUGUCUAAUGUCACUUUUACAUCGACAACAGAGUCCUUGCAAGAAAUCGAUUCAUUUAAUCAACAGCCAAUCUUGCAAAAUCCUAAGAAUGUUUUGGCAAAAUGUAAGAAUACAGAAUACGAGCCAAAUGUUAUCGCAAUUACAAAAUUGUAGAAUUUUUAUGUUUAUUAUUUUUCUUCCUAAUAAACAACAAAAAAGUUUGGUUACAAAUACUCGAAUUUUAACUCUGAAACCAGUUGCAAAGAAGAAAUUCAUAGAAUCAAAAGAUUAUAAAAACGUUGCAUAAAUUUAAAAUUGAAUUAUUGCAAUAUUGUAUGGAAGUUGCAAAAUGUUGCUGCAAACUUGCGGCAACGUUGAAAUGUCCGUUCUUUAAAAUAGUAUUAACAAUUAAUAUUAUUAAUGAUAUAAAGCUACGGUAAUGUUACGGUGCGAAGUAUUUUACAAUGAAACACAUUGUGAAAAAAUAUGCAAAAUGCUUUAAAUUUAAUAAAUAAACUUUUAAAAAAGAUAUAAGAAAAAACUUGUUGUACAUAUUCUUUAUAAUCU